Gavialis gangeticus (Gharial) is the source of this 2221-nucleotide messenger RNA. Its product is annotated as cytosolic 5'-nucleotidase 1A-like. The record is from RefSeq and is a predicted model, not a curated record. Bases 152 to 1099 code for a protein of 315 amino acids. Gene Ontology annotation, molecular function: magnesium ion binding; 5'-nucleotidase activity; nucleotide binding. Gene Ontology annotation, cellular component: cytoplasm; cytosol. The transcript is spliced from 7 exons. Lineage: Eukaryota; Metazoa; Chordata; Crocodylia; Gavialidae. Gene Ontology annotation, biological process: nucleotide metabolic process; adenosine metabolic process.
GGCAUUGCCUCUGUUUCCUGCCAGAGAUGGGAACUAUAAAAGGCAGGCUGUUUUUUAAAAGUUCAACUGAUUUGGAUGCUGCUGCUGUUGGUGUUGCAGGGACAGAGUGGUCCUGGAGAGCAAAGGGAGCACACACAGUUGGAGAUAGAAGAUGGCAGAGGCUGACGGCACAAUUAUCAACACCAGCGUGAAACAGAAAGACCCAAAUGAGGCGCUGGUCAUUGCUGUGACAACUAGAGCCAUCUUCAACCUAGAGGAGGAACACGAGCUGUUCCUGGCAAAGGGCAAGGAGGAGUUUGUGAGGCACCAGCAAGCCAAUCAGGAUAAGCCCCUGGAGCCAGGUACAGCCUUCCCUUUCAUUCAGGCAGUACAAUAUGUAAAUCAGAAACUCCUGGAGAGAAACCCUGAGGAAAAGAAGCUUUUUGAUGUCAUUGUGCUCUCCAACAACAGCCCAGAGAGUGGUGUGCGCAUUGUAAACAGCGCUAAGCAAUAUGGUUUGGAGAUCUCCAAAUUCUGCUUCGUCAGCGAUGAAGACUCCACCCAGUACUUGAAGUCCCAUAAUGUCAAGCUGUUCCUCUCGGCUGACAGGACAGAUGUGUGCAAUGCCCUUCGUAGAGGGGUUUCAGCUGCACUCAUCUUCCAGCAGGAGGUGCAGGCUUCCAGCACCCAGCUGCGGGUGGUGUUUGAUGGGGAUGCUGUGCUCUUCUCAGAUGAGACAGAGCGGGUUUUUCAAGAGAAGGGACUGGAGGGAGCUGUGGAGUAUGAGAAGAGAAUGGAGGCCGUGCCAAUGGGAGAGGGUCCACUGAAGGCAUUUGCCAUGCAUCUUGGGAAGAUGCGUCAGAAGUUCAGCCAAGAGAAUUCCCCUAUUCGCACCUACUUGGUGACUGCCCGUAGCGGCCGUGACAUGGGCAUCCGUGCCAUCAAAACCCUUCGUGAAUGGGGGCUGGCAAUCGAUGAGGCCUUCUUCAUGGACGGGGCUCCCAAGGGCCCCAUUCUCUCCAAGAUCCAACCCCACAUCUUCUUUGAUGAUGGGCUUCAUCACAUCCAGGGGGCCCAGGAUGUCGGCAUACCUUCAGCAUGGGUCCCUUGUGACUGCUGAUGACCAUGGAUGAAGGGGCAAAUGUCAUCCAAAUUACCCAAAGUGCAUUUGUCAAAUGUCAAGCCAAAGUUUACAGUGGAAGGGGUAAAGAGAGGAUUUUUAAACCUGCAUCAAACUCAAGAGAGAGGGAGAGAGAAUUCUGCAUGUGGAUGUGAUGCUGAAUAUAUGAUUUUUGUGUAUCUCUGUUCCAAAGACAUGCUCCAUUUGAUUUUUGGGAAGUAACAAAAGAAGCCUAAAAUUUUACCAAAAGUACCUGCUUGAAAUGUCACCUAUCUACCUCUCAUCAUUUGCUAUAAGCUGUCUCUCCAAGGAUUGUAGCCCGUAGGGCCAGUAUGCCACAGCAAUCCUUCUGUGUGCUUUAGAACUACUGCUUCUUUAAAAUGGCCUGUAAUACAAGUGUUGAAACAGCAGCUCAGAUGAAGAGACCAUGGGAACUGAAGAGAACAUGUAAUCAUGUCACAUUGACUUGGCAAUGUGUAAACUAUAGCUGUAGUCAGAGAUGAAUGUUGGUCUUUAGGAUUUGGGGCCAAUACUACCUAAAUUCCCAAAUGUCUGCUAAAUGCUGAAUCUGUUGAGGACUUUAUUUUUCCAAAGGAUUUUUUACAUGAAUAUUUUGUAUGUGCUCGGCCAAAUCCUGCGAAGUGCUAAGCCAUUCACUCCAGCAGAAAAUAUAGGCGUUCAGCACUUUCUGGGAUUUCAUCCAUUUAAGUAUAUAUCUUCUCAUUGAUUCUGGCUUGAAUUUAUACCUGGGCCAGACUCGGGUCUCACAGUAGCAUGAAUCUGCAGUCAUUUCCAGAGAAGUCAAUGAAGUUAUAUCACUGCAGUUGAGAUGACACUCAAACCUUGAAUAUGUUGUAGUGAAAUGAACAGCAACAUCUCCCUCUCUCUUCUGCCUUCCUGCAGAUUUCUUCACCAAACAGCAUAGUGCAAGUGUGUCACUGUCACUUUAUAUUGCAUAACUCUAUAACAGCGCUUUUCUUGCAGUAUCUCAGGGAUGAGUCGGCAAUACUGCAGGAAUGACAGUCCCCAUGUUCUAGCUGCCUGUUCAUGUUUAGGACCCUAGCCACCGGGGUAUGUGUAUGUUUAAUAAGUAGGCUUCUAAGCCACAUUCUUUAUUACAAG